GGAUGAGCCGUGAGGAAGCAGGGCUCUCAUUGCACGUCCCCAGGCCUGUCCCACACAGCUGUGGGGAUGACUUGCUCUGUGGGAAAGGCAACCUGCUCUGUGAAGUGGGCACUGUGUCCCUGGAAGCUGCUGUGUUGUGCAAACCUACCACUAAAAGGGCUUGGAGAGCUCUUCCAGCUAAUGGUCUUGGUGACUGCUCUGCCUCGUGCGUGAAGGCAAGGCCUUUCUGCUAUAGCAUCAGCCAUGGUGUUUCAGUAUGUCCAAGAGAACCAUCUCAUUUGUGCCAACAUAACAACAUGUUCUCCGUGAUGUGAAGUAAUGUACUUGGUACUGGAGUAACAAGAAGACUUACACCUCCAUAUUAUUUUCUCAGUAACAUCAGUUGGACUAAUGAGAGACCAACACCAUCGCUAGCACUAACUCUCAAAGAGACCAUCUGCAGAGCGUCUUGAAGAAUAGCAUUUGCUUUAAGGAAAAGAUUGGGCGUGGUAAUUAGACUUCUGACCUGGGACUCAUCGCACAAACCCAGCUAUGCAUCAGAUAUGCUUCAUAAGCUAUGGUGUAAAAGCAAUGCAGAGUAUCAUAACAACUCAGUAUUUCUGGAGACAAGACACAUGAUCUUCUGGGAAUUAUGGUAUCAGAACUGGCACUGUGCUUUGUUUGAAGGACCUACAACUAAGUGGACCCUACUGACCUGUGAACAACAAAGGAUAAAAGUGAAAAGAAGCGUGAGAAGCGCACAUAGAAAAAGGAAGUGGAGGCACUUUCAUCUGGACUUCUUUCCUGCCCCUUAUUACUAAUACUGAAUGGAAAAGAGAGAUUUAUGUGCCUUUUCUCCCCCAGUCUCAGGGAUGGGUGUAUUAUAAAUACGGUGUGUGCAGUUGGAAGAAUAGACUGAAUCAUGAAUCUUCAGGCUCAGCAAAAGUCUUCAACCAAAAGGACUGGGAAACGAAUUAAUUAUUUUAAUGAGCAAGAUAUAACUGCGUCAUCAAAAGAGCCGCAGCAGCAGCUUAAAGAAGGACAGUAUUAUGGUCACGGAGGGAAUAUUCCAGCCUCCCAAACUAUGGAGAUUCCUCACACAGCAGGAUUAACAAGUGCCCCCAGCAAUGUUGCUUUGAUGAACUCAGUUUACAGUCAAGAUAGGGGAGAAUCAGUGAUGAUGUCCCAGUCAGUAACAGCUGUCAAAUGGCAGAAUUCACUAAUGGGAAACAGGUUGCCAGAGAGAGGCGAUGCCCACUGGCAGUCUCCAUCUGCAAUGUGGAACCACAGUAUGGUUUUUGGGAGCAAUCCAAAAGGACCCCAUGCCAAUGCAGGUGCCCCGGGCUUCUAUGGUCACCCAGAAGCCCUUAAAAGAAAUCAAGAGAAAGGAGUAUUUGUGUCUCAGAUGGAUUUGUAUGAAGAUGCAGUCCAACAAAUGAUGUCCCAGAAGGCUCAGCUGGAGCAGCAAGCUCUGGUUAGACAGCAAGCACAAAUGAAUUCCUUUCAUCAGAUGCAGAAACAGCAGCAGCAGAAUCAAAGUCUGCCAUUACAGCCUUUUCAGCUUGCAUUUGGUCACCAAGGCCAGAAGCAAGGUCUUCCUGAAUUAUUGCAUGUCUUUCAAGAAGCCCCAGCUUCUUCCACUCCAGCAUUUACUGCUCAACAAAAACAGCAAGCUCUUCCCCAGCUACAACUGUUUGAAAAUUUCUAUCCUCAGCAGCAGCAGCAACAACAGGCUGCCACACAAGUUUUUGGUCUACAGCAAACUACUUCCAUAGCACAGCCUCAUGUGGCAGCUGCGGCACCUCAGCAUCACAUGAUGGCACACCAGUUUCAGCAAACAGAGAGGAACCAGGAACUAUUCAAGGCUCUAACAGAGCAGAACCAACAGACUGUGCUACCUCAGACCCAGAUUCCUUUUCCAAGAAGGUCACGGAGACUCUCUAAAGAAGGUGCCCUGAUGACAUCUACAGGAGAAGUGACAGCUUCCAAGCAGGCAGAAGAACAAUCUGGCAAUUUAUUUCUCCAUCACUGGCAAACACAUCAGCAAGAAGUCCCAUUGCAGCAGCCACUUGAAUCACUGACCCAUAACAAAAGUAGCUAUUCACAUCCCAAGAGAAUGGAUCAGGGGCAGAAGGAUGUCCUAGCCAAUAGUGAACUGUGCCAGAUGGAAACGGACAGGCAUGCCAUCGCUCAGAAUGGCAGAGAUGCAGAGAAACAGCCAGUAGCAGCAGAAGAAAACACUCCAAGAACUAAUGACUUUCAGGGUGUUAGGGGUGGUGUAAUCCAGAGUACACGAAGGAGACGGCGUGUUUCUCAAGAAGCCAAUUUGCUAACUUUGGCCCAAAAAGCUGUUGAGCUGGCUUCUCUUCAGAAGGAAUCGGAUACUCCAGAAGAGAAGAAAAGUGUGCUGAUAGCAGCUCCAGGACCUACAGCUGCUAAAAGCGUUGUGGAAUUUGCCAGUUCUUCACCAGCUCCCAAAAAAGCCCGGGAGGACAGCAGCCUUGUGCCUCUUAUCAUUCCUGUAUCUGUGCCAGUGAGAAAAAUUGACUUGCAAAACCUUGAAAAAGAGAAGUCUGAGGAUGGGAAACUCCAGAGAGGCCAAACAAACGAUCGAACUCCUUGUGAACGCAAGCCUUCUGUGAUAGUCACUCGGAGGCGAUCUAAUCGUAAUACUAACAUGGAAACCUCAUAUCAGCACGAACAUGCUGUUCCAAAGGAUGAAGCAGAGGGCUUUGCCCGGAAACCAAAGCAGCGCCCAAGACCUGAGCCACUCUUCAUACCACCAAAAGCUGGCACCUUUAUUGCACCACCUGUUUAUUCUAAUAUUACACCAUAUCAGAGCCACUUACGGUCACCUGUCCGUCUGGCAGACCAUCCUUCUGAUAGAAACUUUGAACUACCUCCUUACACUCCUCCACCAAUUCUUAGUCCAGUGAGAGAAGGAUCUGGGCUGUAUUUUAAUGCUAUCCUCUCUUCAAGUGGUCAUCCGGUUCCACCUCCAAUGACUCCUAAAAGUGCUCACAGAACUCUGCUUAGAUCAAACAGUUCAGAGGUGACCCCUCCUGUUCUUUCCGUGGUGGGAGAAGCCACUCCAGUCAGCAUUGAACCGCGUAUAAAUGUAGGAACUCGCUUCCAAGCAGAAAUCCCUUCACUCCAAGACAGAUCUCUGGCAGCAGCUGAUGAACAUAAAGCAGAGCUUGUAUGGCAGCCAUGGGGCGACCUGGAAACCAACAGAGUCACCCAACAGAAUGUGGAAAGCCUGCUAGCUGCUGCAUGCUCAAGCAUUUUUCCUGGGGGUGGAACCAACCAGGAGCUGGCACUGCAUUUCUUACAUGAAGAAAAGGGAAGCGUUCUGGGAACUCUGACCAAGCUGCUAUUGAAGGGGCCAGUACGAUCACCUACCCAUCCUCUGGCAGAUUAUCACUACACAGGAUCAGACAGUUGGAAAGUUGCUGAAAAGAAGCUUUUCAACAAAGGCAUUGCAAUCUACAAGAAAGACUUUUUCUUGGUCCAAAAACUGAUAAAAACCAAGACAGUGGCUCAGUGUGUGGAAUUCUACUACACGUAUAAGAAACAAGUGAAAAUUGGUCGGAAUGGGACCUUAAUUUUUGGGGACAUAGAUGCCGCUAAUGAGAAGACUGUGAGAGAUGAAGCUGAAGUUGACAUCAAGAGUUCCCAUAGGUUUGCACGUGUUCUUCCUCUCAGAAGGGACUUUUUCAGUGAAGAACAGGGGCACUUGGAAGAGGAAGAGGAGGAAGAAGAGGAGGCUGAGGAAGGGUUGGAUAAUAGAAAGAAGAGCACACUCCUUUUCAAAGAUGAACAGAUGCUACAUGAUGAUUUAACAGCCAGUGAUGCCAAUAUAAGGAGUCGAGAGGCAACUGUUACAGGCAGAAUUGGAAGAAGGCCGAGGGAGACGACCAUGAAGCCUCGAAAGCUUAUUCCUGCUCCAGUGCAGAGGAGGCGGCGAAAACAGAAGAUAAAAUCAGAUGUUACCAGUAAAAUCCAGAACACAGAAAACACGUUUCCAUGUAAAAAGUGUGGCAGGGUGUUCUACAAGGUGAAGAGCCGCAGUGCUCACAUGAAGAGCCAUGCGGAGCAGGAGAAGAAGGCGGCCGCACUGAAGCAGCAAGAGAGAGAGGCGGCAGCAGCAGCAGAGGAGGCAGCAGCAGCAGCCCACAGCCAGGCCCAGCAGGAAGAGAGCAGUGAGAGUGGCAGCAACAGCAGUGGAAGCAGCAGUGGGAGCUCAGAUGAGGAUGGAGAAAUAUAGCAGCAGGCUGGAAAUGGAGGGAGUAGCAAGGCUGGACCUAAUACCCUCUCAGUGGUUCACGUUCUUUGCUUGCACUUUUCUGACCUGAGCCAUCAUGUCUCAGUUUCAGUGCUGCAGCCUCCUCGUGCCACAUGUUCCACUUCACCUUGCCAGUACUGACCAAGCCAGAGUGGCAGACAAGAAGAUUUGUUUCAGCUUGGAUUUAAAAAAGAAAACAAAUAAGAUUUCUAUUCUAUUUAUAAUCAAAUCUGAGGUACACAAUUGAACAAUGUCUCCUGCAGUGGAAGUAAGUUCUCUGGGGUCAGUAAGACCUUUCUUCUUGUGCUUGUCAGGAAUCAUGACAACAGGAUUCUUGGAUACAACGGUUUCCAGACCAGAGUUAGAAAAUGGUGCUCUGCUCUGUGGUGACUGUAUCCAGUUACUGUGAUAACGGUGAUUUCUAGAUGUUUCUUUUUCUUAGGAAGUUAUUCUUCCUGUUACCCUUUCCUGCCUUUCUAAGCAUUUAUUCUGCCUGCCAGCAAGUUUUGUGGAAAGACGGUGUGUGGUUUUGGCCUCUGUUUCACAAAAAAGAAAAGUGGGAUGGAAAAGAUCUGCUUCCUCAUUCUGAGAGGAAGUUUUAUUUUUCAGAGAACCCUGAGGUGGUUUUCUUUCAUGCUAUUAAGAAUGCAGCAAUGGGUGUAAGGUAUCUUGAAGGGAUAGAAGUAGUCACAGGCCUUGUGGGUUGUCUCCUGGUGGAAAACAAAGCAUUUAGCCUUUGAUAAACUUCUUGGAAAGCAGUCUGGGUUUCACAAGUGCAAUUUGAAAUGAAUGCUGUCAGUUUUGACUUUGGUUAAAGGGGAGCAAGUUUGUUUUGUGAAAGUGAAUGUGAACCUUGUCUGCGUGUUGGACUGUGUGCACCCCAGAGAUGGGAGGAAUGAACUCUCAUAUCUAUGAAGCUCCUUAAAUCCUCCUGUGAAUGAAUGGCUCUUACCUCUCAACACAUCCAUUUAUUUCCUGUGGCAGCCCUGAUUUAUCUUUUGAAACUGUUCUCAUUUUGAGCCCUUGUUUUCCAAAUACUUCCUAUCAAACAGUAUGUGACUGUAUAUGCAGGAGGCUUUUCACCUCCACGCAAGUGGCUGGACAGCCAUGCCUGCUGGGCUGUCCUUCUGUCGCCCCCUUAGUUGGCUGAAAUGCUGACUUCUCUUCAGAACUGACACGUGCUAAUGGCCAAAAAAAGGUCUAGCAACCAAAAGCCUGCUGGUAAAUGGAAGUUAAGAGGAUGCAAAAGGAUUCCGGGUGACAUAGAUUGCACAGGAAUGGUUUGUGCAUCUUUAUAGCCCUCUUCAUCUUUACUUCAUAAAGAUGUAGAAAAUUAGAUCACUUCCUUGCUCUCACAGUUGAUCAGCCCCAGCUCCCUGUUCUGGCUCCUUCAGCGCAGUGUGUGGAGGCAGCAGUUGCUGGGUGCCAGCAGUGCAUCACAUCCCAUGCAUGCUGCUCCUGUGGUGCAUGGCCAAGCGGGGAUCCUGGCUGGGUUAGUGCACAUGAAGUGUGCUGAUAUUUUUAAACUAUAUUUUAAUUUGCCUCUUUGGGCUGCUGGAUGAAUGUCAGGCAAUGUAUCUACUUGUCAAGUUGCCCAUGGAAAAUGAUCUGACUCAGCAUGCCAUCUGCUCCUCUUUUCCUGCCCCAGGUAGUUUUGUGCAACCACGGUCACGCUGUCCAAGUCUGGGAGGCUGUGUAUUGUACCAUAUUUUCUUUUCAUACAUAUGCCUUUGUAUAGACUUAAUAGAAACAGUUACUACUUUUAAAAUCAGUAGCGUUAUCAGACAGACUGCACUUUUUUCAGUGUUGGCAGUUCUGCCUGUGUGCAUUUGAUUUCCUACCAAUGCUGUGUGUUCAUUCCUAAUGAAGCCAGGUGACCCUGUCAGCGCUGGGAUGACUGCUGCAUGUCCCUGGGUUUUGCAGACAAGACUGUGGAAGCAGAUGGCAUGUCACAAACCAUUACAAUCCGUUCAGAAACUGCAAAGAACUGAAAGCUACUCAUCAUUAAAGAGAAGCUUGAGCGUAUCAGUCUUCCUACUAAGAUUUUCAGUGUUAUUAUCUUUUUCCUCCUGUAAAUCAGAGAAAAAGCUCAUCUGCUGCUAUCCUGGGGCCUUCAGAGAGAACAUAAGCUUUAGCACACUGUGCUAGCACAGUCAGUGAAGCAGCUGGAAUACAUGGCUCACUUCUACUGCUGGGAUUAAUUCCGGUAUAAAGUGAUGAUGCAGUUAAAAUUCUGAAGUAUGUUUCUGGGAAGUUGCCAGUGGUUUCCAGAUCCUGAGACCUGCAGGGUGGAGCAUCAGCUCAGAAACAUGCAGGGCUUGUGAAUAUAUGUAAAAUGGGCUUAAAACAAUGUAGAUGCUGCUGUGAUGGAUGGAUUUCCUGGAGUAGCGGUCUCGGCUGUAGUAUGGUGUGCAGUCACUUACAAGGCUGGGAAGUCCUGGGAGGACAGAAUGAAGAAAUGGAGAUAGAGGUGGAAAUGGCACACAGAGAGAAACAAAAUGAAGGUUGUUAAAGCUGGAGAAAAGAGAUCUGUCUAAACCUGAUAAUUCAAAUAAGGGUAAUGAAACUAUUUUCAGAAAAUGCUUUUGCUGUCCUUGGUAAAACAGUGCAAAAUCAACUAUUUAAUCUUUUUAAAAAAGAAAAAGGAAAAAAAAAGCGUACUGUUCAUAUCAGGACAAACCAAUGGCUGCCUCCAUGUCUUGUUUCAGACAGGGAUCAGGAGCAGUUGUUUAGCAAAAAGUGAGGGGAAGUGUGGAACAGCAGUGUAGUCCCAGCUAGAAAGUGGGAUGCUGAGCUAGAAGAACUCCUUGAUGUCCUCCAGGAAAACAGUACACAGACAGAUUAGUAGCUGUGGGCUGUUCUCUGUAUGGGCAGGAAAUCCAUACGUGUCUCUGUUUUACCUUAACAGUGUAACACCUCCAUUUCACCCAGUAUUUUCAGUUUCUUCAAGUAUGCCAGAGUAACAACAAGCCCACACUCAGCUGCAGCCCCCAGCAGUUUUCAAGUUGGCUGUAGUUUUAGAUACUGCAUAGCAGAUUACAAUGGGAGAUGACUAACAGGUGAAAUCAGCUACAAAGAUUUAAAGCAAAUCGUGUUACUGCUUUAGGUACCAGUUUUAUCUUGCUAGACAUGGUAAUGCUUUAAGGUAAGCAUUAUUAGUGUGUUCCAAAAAGGCAGCUCUUUCACUGAUUCUGUCUGCUUUAGGAAGUCAAUGAGUUGUUUUGCCUCACAAAGUGUAAGCAAUUGAGGUGCUAAGAAGAAAUAAGGAAUUGUCUUUAAUUGCACUAAAACUAUGUAUUUAUUACGCACCAAAUCCAGUACUGAUCACUUCUCUCCCACCCUACUGCAGUAGCAGAGAACAGCAAGAUAUUACAGAGAGACCCUUUGCUAGAAGAAAUCUAAAGCUUUUUCUGAGGAUAGGAUGGCUGCUACAAACAUGAGCUAGCGUGGCUGACCAAAAGCAGUUACGUAUUCCAAGUAAGUGGCGACAAAUGUGUUUCCAUAUUGCUAGUAGCCAGCAGAAAACCUUUUUUGUCAUGGUAAUGAGUGAAAAUGUUCCUCUAGGUGUCUUAGUUAAAAACAUAAAAGUAGCAUUAAACCUGCUGCUCACCUGCUUACAGAAGCAGUAUGGAGUGUACCUGGCAUCUGAAUUGGAUCAUGCCAACUAGCAAAGCUUGGCAGAGUUGUUUCCAAAACUAAACAAACAAACACAGAAUAUAACUGCCAGAAAAAAAAACCAAACCAAAACACCCAUCUGCUGUAGACAAAGCAUUUGAACUGAAUUUGUCUGAUCUGGAAUUAAUUACAUUAUUCUGUGUAGGGGAAAAAUUGAGUGGCUCUUCACUGCAGCGCAGUGUUAAUUUAAGGCUGUGUUACUCCAAUUGUGAUUAAAAAACUAAUCAGUCUGUUCUGAUGUUCUGACAGUGUGUCCAUUUGAAAGCCCCGUGCAGAUUACUUUCUGUUUGAAAGCAGUUUCGCAGGUCUUCAUUCUCGCUACUCUUGCUGUUAGUCUAAAAGGUGCUGUGCGCUCCCAGGCAGAGCUGGAACAAGGAGGGUGUUUCUUUGUGUUAGCUGUUCAUUGUCUGGGAACAAACAGAAGAUACAGGCUGCAGGUCUGUAGCUGCAUGCUGGUAUUUGUCCCUUAGAGUGCGGGGUGGUUGUACACGUAGUAGUGGCUGUAUUUCCGAACCAUGGCCCAGCUGGAUCUCGAUGCCAGCUCUGGGUGUUGCAGAGAUGCUGUGAGAGAUGGGCUAGUGGUCACGUUUGCCCUGGUUGUGUGUUUUUUGCCUUUCUGCCCGUGUCAUCUGCUCUUUACUGAUAGAUUAAUUCAGCCUUUCAGAUUUGUGCUCUGCAUGGGGAUAGCACCUCCAUUUUAUAAGAUGAUGUGUAUAUAAUUGCUAGAUAAAAUGCAUGCACUCGUGAUGCAUAUCUGAUAUAGCUACAGGUGUUUUGCUAUCCGGCUGCAAGAGCAACUCUGCAUCUUAACGUAUUGAAUGCUUUCCCAUUUAAAAUCGGAGCAGCUUGACUGAACAGGCUGCAGUAUCCUGGAGAACUCACUUCUGUACGCUGGAGGCACCAGAACAGCUGCGCUGACAGCUGGACCAGGCAGGAUGGCAGCUGCUUUGAAGGCAGGGAAAAGGGAGACGUUCUGAAACUGAAAGGUAACUCAUCUUUUAGUCCCAUCCUAGUCUUGGAAUUCAUGGAAUCUGGAUUAGCUAUUACAAAACUUCUCAUUUCACAAACCUGACACUUCAUGGUGAUUCUCAUAUUCGCAGCAAGCUUAUCAUAAAGGCAUCAUCCCAAAAAAAAAAAAAAAAGAAGAAGUGUUUCCUAAACCAGGAGGAGCAAGCUCUCCCUCUCUUAGCUAUUAUGUACCACUUAAUUUUCUCUCAAGGAGCGGUCUUGGAAAGUUCCUGUAUAUUUGUAUCCUGUUCUAAAAGAAAUGUGAGUGGGGAGGACUAGAGCUGUAUUUGUCUCAUCUGCUUUCAUACAAAGGCACUUUUAGUCCAGUGAUUACCUCUGCCAGAAACCUCAUUUCUCAUUUCCCAUGCGAGCAUUCUCUGUUCUAUCUUCUAAUGUAUGUCUGGAAGUUUAUAAAGCUUUAAAGAGACAAAGAAGCGGUGUCUACAAACUGUGUUUGAUUUUCACAGGGGUGAGUUUCUGUGUAUAUUCUUCACUUGGGUUCAGCUGCUUUUCUUGCCCUUGUUCUCUGUGAGGCCAAGUGUUGUCGGGGCAGCCCCUGAGCUUCAUGUGAGGAGCUCUCUAUCUGAGAGCAAAAAAUUCCACCGACAGCUGAGCCCAAGAAACACUUCUCGAGAAUCGAAAGCGACGUAUAUUUUUAUAGAAAUGUGUAUUUUAAAGAUCUGUUUCCUGCAGCUUCUCCAUGUGUAUUUUUCCCCCUGUAGCUCAGAUUUGAUAAGAACUUUUUUUGUUGAGUUCAUUCUUUUUACGUUGUUUUUAAAUUUGUAGUCAAAGCUUUGGUGUACUGUACAGGAGCAGUCGGCCUUUGUAAUUACUGUACAAAUGCUUUAUAAUAAAGUAUAUUACUUUUAUUUUAGCAAGUGAGCAGACACUUCCUUUUGUGUGUUUGCUGCCUAUGGCACCUUUUAAAAGACUGUUACAUGUUAGAAAUGUACAUAUAUAAAUAUAUUUACCUGUUGCUGUACAGUUGUGAUAGACUGGACUGAAUUUAUUUUUUGUGUGCUUUUUUUUAUAAAAUAUUAAUACACUAAAGGCAAUCUUGCUGAUGUGAUUGUAAUGUACUAUGUAACUUAUUUACUUAAUAUCCUCUAUAUAUCUAAGAAACCCUUUUAUUAAAUGCGGUUUAAAAAUA
This is a messenger RNA of Coturnix japonica (Japanese quail), 10097 nucleotides long. Lineage: Eukaryota; Metazoa; Chordata; Aves; Galliformes; Phasianidae. The record is from RefSeq and is a predicted model, not a curated record.